GGCGAGAAACGAAGCGGGAUUGCGGUGCAAGGCGAUGGACAUGUCGCUCUUGGCAGUAACUUCCGUUGAGGAACUGAAGUGUCUUGCCAGUUUGAAAGAAGUUGUUGGUUCGUUCUGGACGGGUGGCUCCAAUGUUGACGAAAAAUGCGAAUCUGGAAAAAAAUACGGAUGGUGCUCGACCGGCCACAACAUGUCCUCGGCGCUGGUCUCUUUGUCCAACUUCUGGAUGCCAUCAGACGUCCCUCCUUCCAAUCUCGAAAGCUGUUUAGCUGUUUUGAUUUCAUCCCCUGAGAAGAAGGGGAUGGUGCAUAGGAAUUGCGACGAUCUUCUGCCCUACAUCUGCCAGUUCGCAGUGAACUGUCCUAAGACGUGCACCAAAAACAAAUCCUUGUUUGACACGGCUGGCAACUUGAUGAGUAAAAGAAAACUUUGAUAAGUUACUCCAUCAAUAAUUUUUAAUUCUAUAAGACAAAACAUCGUACGGAAUUUGGAUUGAUAUAGGAAAAUACACGUAUCUCUUGGGAAACAAACCAAUGAGUUGGGAGGCGAGCUGGCGUCAGUGUUGUGCUUUGGGAAUGCGGACUCUCAAAAUUGACGAUGCUGAGGAGCAAGCGGGCCUUACAAAUAUGACAGUCGUUUUUAAAGACGAAUGGAAAGCAAAUUUUAACUACUGGACCAGCGGCACGUGGAAAGGGGCUCCGGUGGGCGAGUGGUCGUGGUGCGAGCCCAACGGGCCCACCAUCCUCGACCCGGGUCUAGCGUGGGAAAGCGGCCAACCAGACAACAAGAACGGAAACGAGAGCUGUCUCCACUUCCGCUUUGUUUUGAAUUCCACAGGUACUAUCCUGACAGACCGGAAUUGCGCCAGCAAAUACAUCUACGCUUGCAAGAUGCCGAUUUCGACCACGCGAAAGCCAUGUGUAUCUUCGUGCCCAAAAAAGCCGUGUCAGCGAAACCUCACCCUGUUUGGCCCUGAAAAUGUUCUACUCGAUUACCCUUUUUACGGUGAAUGGUAUUCUGGAUGCGGACGAAAUUUCUUGUUCUACAAUAUAACUAGAUUGGACUGGGGCAGUGCCUGGGACCUUUGCUGCAGUUUGGGUUUGACCCUGACCUCUUUAGAGUCCGCGGAUAAAACCAAAUGCGUUUCUAAAAUCGUCACGAGAUAUGCUCCGUUGACUGUUGGGGACUUCUGGCUCUCUGGAACCGACCUAGGUUGCGAUUCAAACUUUCGUUGGUGCUCUCUGGGCCGCGAUUUCGUCGACUCUGAGCUCAGGUGGAAGCAGGGACACCCGAAAACAGGACUGGACUGCGUCUACGUCGAGGCAAGAAAUGGAUCAAUGAUGCUGGCAUCCGCGAAUUGCGAUGAGCAGAAGUUGUUCGUUUGUGAAGUGCGCAAAAAGGGCACUAGUCAGGUCGCUUUGCAGAACGAAUGCAUGGAAAUUUGGCAAAUCACUAAUGCUCAACUUGCCUUGCUUACCAACCCCGCUGAAUUUCUUACUGCGAACAUUUCUCUCGAACUGAAGUGCUUUUUGAAAUGCAUUGGAGUCAAUUUUGGAUUGAUUGGUGUCGGAGGAUUGAAUUCCAUCGAAAUGUUGCGACAAGCGGAACUCGCGUCCAUGGAGGAGCCUGAGAAAAUGGAGCAGGGAUUCGUGGCUUUCGACGAGUGCAGUGGCAAAAAUGCGGACGAUGAGUGCGUGACUGCUUACGAUACUUACAAAUGCGGCCUGGAGAAGACUCCAGACUUGGUUUCAAACAUGGUUUCAAAUAACCUAGGCAGCGGUCCAGUGAUUGAACCUCCUACUCCGUGCAUUCCGAAACGCAGGACUUGUUGGCUCUCGAAUAAUUUCCCUUGCGUUUCAAAACAAUCAGCUAUCGAUUUACUGAACAGCCAGGGCAAUGACGACAUGGGGGCCAAGGUGACCUUUCAAAGCAAGACUUAUUACGUCGGCAACUACGACGGGGAUACUGGAAACUCCAACCCUGUGACGGCAUUCCAACGUUGCUGUGAACUCGGCAUGAGGCUUUACGAGCCUCAGACGCUUGCGGAUUUUCUCUACGCUAGGGACAAUAUAACCGGGGCUUUCAAUCCCUUUUUGAUACUUGGCGAGACGGAGUUCAUCAACAAGACGCACGAGGUGUGGUGUCGCAGUCGCACCCUGCUCACCGACGACAUGCUCGACUCUGAUCCGGCCCGCAGGUAUCCCUGCGACGAGUCGAUCGCCAGCGUGGGUGGCGAUGGAGGAACAAUCCUAAUGUUUUCAAGAUCGGACCUGGACAUUCACGACUACUACAUUAAUCCUCAUAAAUAUCCGACCAGGGACUAUCAGUUUCAGACCUUUAUUUGCGAACCAAUGUAGAAAAAAUAAGGGAAAACGUCAGGGUGAAAUUGGCAUGAAUGUUGAAAUUAUUUUAAUA
Messenger RNA from Cloeon dipterum, 2415 nucleotides. RefSeq lists its product as uncharacterized. Lineage: Eukaryota; Metazoa; Arthropoda; Insecta; Ephemeroptera; Baetidae. The record is from RefSeq and is a predicted model, not a curated record. The transcript is spliced from 19 exons. Bases 534 to 2357 code for a protein of 607 amino acids. Gene Ontology annotation, molecular function: odorant binding.